CCGACUUUGCGACUUUGGAGGACACGUAGUCUGCUGUGCAUCGUGGCAAUAGACACCGAGAAGUUGACAACUAUCUGUCUGUAAUAAGGCAAGACCAGUGUACAAUUUUUAAAAUAAUUCGGAGCGGCCCAGCUUUUUGUUGCUGCUGUAGGCCUAUUCUGAGAUGUUUUGACAUUUCCGAGUUUCAACCUACGGCUCAGUUCGGCUUGGUACGAGGAAGAGAAAUGAACGCGCCUCCUUUCUCCGGGCUCUACUAGUGUGAUGCAUUUGCUCCAAAGGAAUGCGAUUGCUAACUUUUUGUUCAGGGCAAAUUACCUAGAUCAGAUUGUGUGAAAAUACCCAGAAGAGAUCUUCCCAGUUCAGAGACACAGUAAGGAUUGGAUAUUUACUGAAGCUGUCUGGGCAUCAGCCAUGUCAUCCAUAGACCCCUACCAGUACAUUAUUGUGGAGCAGCAGUACUCCCACAAGUACAAAGUCACAGUGUUGCGGGCUGAGAACGUCACCAAAGGAGCUAUUGGUGACCUCUUGGACACCCCAGACCCCUACGUGGAGCUGUUCAUCCCCACAGCUCCAGAGAGCAGGAAGAAGACUCGGCAUAUAGACAACGACAUCAACCCAGAAUGGAAGGAGACCUUUACCUUCAUCCUGGACCCCAACCAGGAGAACAUUCUGAAGAUCACCUUGAUGGAUGCCAACUACGUGAUGGAUGAGACUCUUGGCUCAGUCACGUACGAAAUUGCCAAACUCAAAGUGGGACAGACGGAGACGGUGCCUUUCUCCAUUGGCAAGACAACCAAAGUGUACUUGGAGAUGUCACUGGAAGUCUGCUCGGACCUGGACCUGCGCUUCAGCCUCGCCCUGUGCGAUAAGGAGAAGCUGUUCCGCCAGACGCGCCGCGAGAAGGUCAUGCUGGGGAUCAAGAAGCUGCUGAACAUGGAGAAACCAAGCUACCUGCCCAGCUCACCGAACGAGGUGCCGGUGAUCGCCGUGGUGGGCUCGGGCGGGGGCUUCAGGGCCAUGGUGGGCUUCUCCGGGGUGAUGAAGGCCCUGUACGAGUCCGGCGUCCUGGACUGCACCACCUACAUCGCCGGCCUCUCCGGCUCCACCUGGUACAUGUCCACGCUGUACUCUCACCCGGAGUUCCCCAGCAGAGGCCCGGAGCAGAUCAACCAGGAGCUGAUGCGCAGUGUGAGCAGUAACCCCCUGCGGCUGCUGCUGCCCCAGCACGUCACCAACUACAUCCAGGCGCUCUGGGCCAAGAAGGCGCAGGGCCAGCCGGUCACCUUCGCCGACAUCUUUGGCAUGCUCAUCGGCGAGACGCUCAUCCCCGCGAGGAUGGACACCAAGUUGAGUGAGAUGCAGGAGAAGGUAGCUGACGCACAGUGUCCCCUUCCCCUCUUCACCUGCCUGCAUGUCAAACCUGACGUGUCCGAGCUCAUGUUUGCAGAUUGGGUAGAGUUUAGUCCAUAUGAGAUUGGCAUGGCCAAAUAUGGAACAUUCAUGACACCUGACCUUUUCGGUAGCAAGUUCUUCAUGGGAACUGCAGUCAAGAAGUAUGAGGAGAAUCCACUACAUUUUCUAAUGGGAAUAUGGGGUAGUGCCUUCUCCAUUCUCUUCAACAGGGUGCUGGGAGUCAAGGACACAGGACCAAGUGGUAGUACUAUGGAGGAGGAACUGGAACAGAUCAGGCCUGCGGACAUCGUGGGAGCAGACAACCUGGACAAUGACGACGAGCCCCGCAGAGGGGGCUCAGAGAGCAGGGAUGCGGAGGAGGAGUUCCACCAGCGCGCUCAGGCCAGCUGGGUCCAGCGCAUGGUCACCUCCAUCUUCAGCGACUCGUCGCUCUUCAACACGCGCGAGGGCCGCGCCGGCAAGGUGCACAACUUCAUGCUGGGCCUCAACCUCAACACCUCCAUGCCCUUCUCGCCCUUCAGCGACUACAUGUACCCACAGGUGGCCGAGGAGGAGGUCGACGCCGUCACAGACCCAGACGAGUUUGACCGCAUCUAUGAGCCGCUGGAUGUGAAGAGUAAGAAGAUCCACGUGGUGGACAGUGGCCUGACCUACAACCUGCCGUACCCGCUUAUCCUGCGCCCACAGCGGGGAGUCGACCUCAUCAUCUCCUUCGACUUUUCCGCCCGGCCCAGCGACUCCAGCCCGCCCUUCAAGGAGCUGUUGCUGGCAGAGAAAUGGGCUCGCAUGAAUAAACUGCCCUUCCCCAAAAUCGACCCCAAAGUGUUUGACCGUGAGGGUCUGAAAGAGUGCUACGUCUUCAAGCCCAACAAGGACGACAAGAACUGCCCCACUGUGAUACACUUUGUGUUGGUCAACAUCAACUUCAGGACGUUCAAAGCCCCUGGAGUUCCAAGAGAGACGGAGAAGGAUAAGGAGUUUGCCGAUUUUGACAUCUUCGAUGACCCCAACACACCUUACUCCACGUUCAACUUCCAGUAUCCAAACCAUGCCUUCCAGCAGCUGCACGACCUAAUGGAGUUCAACACGCUCAACAACAUUGAGGUUAUCAAAGAGGCAAUAAAGGACAGUGUUGUGUACCGCAAAGAGAACCCGGCGCGAUGUUCCGUCUCCCUCUCGCUGAACGAGAUCCAGAACAAGAAGUUCCUGAAGAGGGACACCCGAGCAACAGCGCGCAAGUGAAGGCCUCUGGUGGUGACCGCAGUGACCACGCGUGACCUCCCAUAACUCUCGUGACCUUCUCCAGACUAAUCAGAGGAGAAGGAUUUGGGGCAAAUGUCCUGCUGGUCAUUCCGGUUCUCUUCAUUCUGGAGGAUUUUCUCAGCUGAUCACAGAGCGAUUCUUCUUCGGGCAGCCAAGCCAUUCAUCACUGUGUUACAGGAAGGGCAUCCCUGGUGAACUCUCAACCCCCAGCCUCCCACCUCCAUCUUUGAGCAACAUCUUGAACUCUUCUGUCACCUGAGACCGUGUUUGGAUUCAGACCAUGCGUGGGCUGAGGAAGUUGGAGUUUCCACAUUUUCACAUACUCAAAGAAAGUCUUGACUGUGGAACUGUAGCAAUGGAUUAAGACUGGAAAUACACACACACACACACACACACACACACACACACACAAACACAACGUUGAAUUUGCGUCAUUUUCUGGGGUGUGGGAUGUUAGGAAUCCUAUCAAGUGUAGGAAAUUUAAAGAUGUCCACUCAUGUUGAUGCAAUUUGGCCGGACGUAAACAAAACUCAAUCUCUCACUUUCCAUCUGUUUUAUCUGAAUAGCCUCAUCAACUAAGUUCAGACCUAGUUUUGUUUGGCUUCAUGUCACUUUCAAGGAGUCUGUAAGCAUUCAUGAGUGUAUACGAGGGCACCAACCUGCCUUCAGCAUGUGUGAACUGAAGGGGAAGCUCUGCAGUGGAUACUAUGGGCCUGGCUGAAGCAGAAGUUUCAAAAUGCAACCGUGUCCUCGAGACAUCCUCAAAUCAUCUCAGCCGUGUUUAUGAAAGACAGGGAGUGGUUUGAGAGUGGCUUUACUUGCGCAACAAAAAAACAUGGUGGUGAAACCAUGGAAACCGUGGUGUUUGCCUUUCAUUCAUUUGCCCUUUUCCUAUCUCUCGCUCUCUCUUUCUUGCUCUGCCUCUAUUGUAAGUCUUACGUUGGAAGGUGCUUUGCUUGGCCUUGUCUUUGUUAUUACAGGCGGAACGUUCCUGCUUUGUCAUUUCCUAAUUGAAAGACCCCAACAGUCACCAUUUAGACAGCAAGAGGAAGAGAACUGAAAGUGUGAGAGAGAUAUGAAUGUUUCCGUUUUUUUGCUGGUUUCUUACAGUAUACUGUAUAUAGGCUACUUGAUGUUGGUGCGUGGGUGUGUGUGUGUGUGUGUGUGUGUCUUCACAGUAAGUGCAUGUACAAUACAUAUUGUGUGCGUGUGUGUGUGUUUGUGUGUGUGUGUGUGUGUGUAGGCCGUGGUAAUGGAAACCCUCCCCUUGGGCACUUUCAGUGGAAUCUUAGGAAUGUGGCCUUUUCUCCUCCCUCACCUGUGCCUGCAUCAGCUUAUGGAAUAUCACAGCACCCUUUGCCUUACAGAGUUCACGUGACCGCAUACAUACAUACACAUAAGUGUAUACAUACAGUACAUACAUGCACGUGCAUAGAUAAACAUACUGUACAGUAUGUGAUUUGGGGGUGUAAGGGAAAGGUAUUCAACUCAUUUGAUGCAGAAGUUUAAAUUAUUUCAGGCCUUUGAAUGAUGCACGGAGUCAUGUGUCAUUCCCACUUGUUGCACAAUGUGUCUAAUACAUAUACAGUACUUGUUGUAUGUAUUUGGGCUAUAGCUGACUUUGUAAGCUGCCACUGUGGUGCCGCUGUACUGCCAUUGAUAUCCUUGUUAAAGAAAUAUUUGGAUGCAAAGACUAAUAUUAUGAGCUCACAGCAAGAUUCAUCCAAGACUUGGGAACACUUUGUUACAUAGUCUUUUUGUACUGUAUCUACAGUAUACCAGAAAGUGUGCCACCCCUUAUCCAGAGUUUCAUACGAGUAUCUAUGUCAUUACACUAUGUCUCAUAAUGUUACACUGUAUCUGAUAGUAGUUACAUUGUAACUCUGCCUAAAGGAAAAGUGUAACCAAAAAGGCUUACUGGAAACUCACCUGUUCAAUGUCCCUUUUGGAUAAUGUUUUCUUUCUUUUAUAGUUGGAAUAAAACAGACAUUAGACAUUUCUUUGCUUUUUUAAAUUAGUAAGGCACUAAUAUUUUAUUUUAUUUUAUUUUAUUAUUAUAAUUAUUAUUAGCUAAUUGAUACUGUGUGUACAUUCAAUGAUAGUAAUAGGAGUAGGAGUAAUAUUGGUAAUAGUAAUUUGACAGAUAUUCAACUGGUAUUAUGAAAUAAUAAAUGUUUAAUAAUAAAAACACUGAGCAAA
This is a messenger RNA of Sardina pilchardus (European sardine), 4875 nucleotides long. RefSeq names its product phospholipase A2, group IVAb (cytosolic, calcium-dependent) (gene pla2g4ab). Bases 412 to 2655 code for a protein of 747 amino acids. The record is from RefSeq and is a predicted model, not a curated record. Gene Ontology annotation, cellular component: endoplasmic reticulum; nucleus; cytosol. Gene Ontology annotation, molecular function: calcium-dependent phospholipid binding; calcium ion binding. Gene Ontology annotation, biological process: glycerophospholipid catabolic process. NCBI's taxonomy places the organism in Eukaryota, Metazoa, Chordata, Actinopteri, Clupeiformes, Clupeidae. The transcript has 18 exons.